Molecule: messenger RNA, 835 nt
Organism: Vespa crabro (European hornet)
Lineage: Eukaryota; Metazoa; Arthropoda; Insecta; Hymenoptera; Vespidae
Product: trafficking protein particle complex subunit 2-like protein
Exons: 7
Coding region: 147-746 (199 amino acids)
Biological process (GO): respiratory electron transport chain; endoplasmic reticulum to Golgi vesicle-mediated transport
Cellular component (GO): nucleus; cytoplasm; TRAPP complex
Source: RefSeq, a predicted model, not a curated record
AAAAUACUAUUCAAUCAAAGGAUUUUCUUUUAUGAAAAUUUUCUAUUAAUGCAUUGUGCAAAAGUUUUAAUAAUAUAUAUAUGAUAUGUUCGAGAAAUUGGAUAAUAAAUUAGUAAGACCCAAUUUAUAAGUUAUAAUAAAUUAUUAUGUCUCAAAGAAGUAAAGUGAUACAAUUGUAUAAAACGCUUUUGUAUAUGGGACAUGAUCAUCCAAAAGGUUAUGAAUAUUUUAGAACAAGAUUAAGAAGAGCAUUUAAUAAAAAUAAAGAAGAAUGUAAUCCUGAGCAAAUUGAUAAAAUGAUAGAACAUGGAAAUUAUAUUAUAAAAGACAUGGCUGUAUGUGUGGCUGUUAUUGGAAAAGAUAAUUCUCCCAAGUAUAUUAAAUGUGCAGACGAGGCCCUUGCAUUACAAUUUCAUUAUAAAGUGCAUACAUCUAUUGAUAUUAUAGAAGAAAAGUUAAACAUAGGAAACAAGACAGCAGUUGAUAUUCGUGAUUUAUAUUUAGGUUUGUUACUUACCACGGAAGAGUUUAAAAUCUAUGGUUAUGCUACGAAUACAAAAAUUAAAUUUGUGAUAGUAUUACAAUCAUCUAAUAUAUCAUUUCGAGAUAAUGAAGUAAAGACGAUAUUUAAAAAACUACAUACUGCCUAUUCCAAUGCCGUUUGUAAUCCAUUUUAUGUCCCAGGCAGUUCAAUCAAUUCUAAGUCAUUUGAUUCAUCUGUAACGGAGAUAAUGGGAAUUAUAUAAACUCAUACAUUCUUUUAUAUAAAAUUACUUUACCAAUGUUAUUGAUUCAUUCUUUGACUUUAACCAUAAAUAAAUAAUAUCUAAUAUAA